AUGUCAGAAGAUUCAGACUCCAAGCACUACUGCUUUUCAGUAGUGGAGGACCAAGAUGGCCGCCGGGCGUCGCGCUGCCCCGUGCCGAGAGGGGCCUCCGGCUGCGGCUCGGUGGCGCAGCUGCAGCGGAUGAGCGGCUACGGCCAAGGCGGGCCCGAGCUGGGCCUGCCGUCGGAGGGCAGCGACAGCAGCGGCCACGAGCCUUCCCCGGCCGCCCCGCGCAAACUUCGCAAGAGUUCCCGUUCCCUCUCGUUGCUGGAGGAGGACGUGGAGAUGAAGAGCAGCGGCUCCAGCGGCAGCGGGACCGAAUCGCACGGCAACAGGAGCCGCGGGAGCAACGGGGGCGAGUCGAUGGGCAGCUCCAACAGUAACAGCAAAGAUUCCGCCCUGUUGGAGUCUUCUGUAAGCAACAAGAGCUCAAACUCCCACAGUCCGUCUCCCCCCAGUAGUUCAAACGCCUUCAGUUUGCUCAGCUCCGAGCAGGACAACCCUUCCACCAGCGGUUGCAGUAGUCAAGAAUCAGCCAAAGCCAAGACUCAAAAGGAAGUGCUGAAGACCCUGAAAGAGCUGAAGCUCUACCUGCCCGCCGAGAAGAGGCACGGCAGCAAGUCGUCCACGUUGAACACGCUCAAGUAUGCCCUGCGCUGCGUCAAGCAGGUGGAAGCCAAUGAGGAGUAUUACCAACUGCUGAUGACCAAUGACAGUCAACCUUCUGGCCUGGAUGUGUCGUCGUACACCAUCGACGAGAUCGACAGCAUCACAUCGGAAUAUACGCUCAAAAACAAUGACAUUUUCGCAGUGGCCGUGUCUCUCAUCACGGGAAAGAUCGUGUACAUUUCUGACCAAGCCGCCUCCAUCCUCAACUGCAAAAGGGACGUGUUCAACAACAGCAAGUUUGUGGAGUUCCUGAUCCCGCAGGAUGUCAGCGUGUUCUACAACUUCACCACGCCGUACCGGCUGCCCUCCUGGAGCAUGUGCACUGGAGCAGAGUCUCUUCCGCCCGACUGCAUGCAGGAGAAGUCCUUCUUCUGCCGUAUCAGUGGCGGAAAGGAGAGUAAAGGCGACCUGCAGUACUAUCCCUUCCGAAUGACUCCUUACCUGAUGAAGGUCCAAGUCACGGCGCACGCCGAGGACCAGUUCUGCUGUCUCCUCCUGGCCGAGAGGGUUCACUCGGGUUAUGACGCACCCCGGAUUCCGACAGAUAAGCGCGUCUUCACUACGACGCACUCGCCAAGUUGCGUGUUCCAGGACGUGGAUGAACGAGCGGUUCCUCUCCUGGGUUACCUCCCACAGGAUCUGAUUGGCACAUCCAUCCUCCUCCACUUGCAUCCCAAUGACCGAGCCAUCAUGCUGGCCAUCCACAGAAAAAUCCUCCAGUACGCCGGGCAGCCGUUCGACCACUCGUCGGUCCGAUUCUGCGCCCGCAACGGAGAAUACGUCAUCCUGGAUACCAGCUGGUCCAGUUUUGUCAAUCCCUGGAGUCGCAAGGUCUCCUUUGUGAUCGGGAGACACAAAGUGCGAACGGGCCCCGUCAACGAGGACGUGUUCAUGGCCCCGCUCACUGCUGGAUCCGAGUCAAAGGCCAUGGACUCCGACAUCCAGGAGAUCACUGAGCAGAUCCACAGACUCCUCCUGCAGCCGGUUCAUAGUAGUGGGUCGAGUGGCUACAGGAGUCUGAACAGCAGCGACCACCUCCUGGGCAUGACCUCCUCUACCGAGAGCCUCAACAACGGCAGCAAGUUCCAUCAAGAAGACAACGAGGAGGAAGAAGUGAGCAGCAAAGCCCGGCCGAGAACCUUCCAAGAAAUCUGUAAAGGAGUCCAUCUUCAGAAGCACCAGGAACAGUGCAGGAAAAUGAACAGCACGGAGUCUGACCAGAAGAGCCCGGCAGUGGUGCGGCCCAAGGACUUGUCAGGCCUCCUCAGCUGGAAGGAAAACGUCACGCCGAUGGAGGAGAGCAAGUCCUCCUCUCAGGAGGAGAUGCCGCUCAACGACCAGAAGGUCUACUCCUACCAGCAGAUCAGCUGUCUGGACAGCAUUGUCAGGUACUUGGAGAAUUGCAACGUUCCAUAUGCUCUGAAGAGGAAAUGCCAAUCAUCCUCAAACACUACGUCUUCUGAUGAAGACAAACAUCAAAUCUGCACCACAAUGCAGGCCUCUCAAGAACCGGCCUUGUUGAAGGAUCACUCCGGUCACUCCGCUUUGGACCCCCCUGAUAAAAAGUCCAGUGAUGCUGCCAGAGCGGUAGUGGGCACUUCGCUGCCCCUGCCUUUACCUAACAAACCCGAAAGUGUGGUGUCCAUCACCAGCCAGUGUAGCUACAGUAGCACCAUAGUUCAUGUUGGCGACAAGAAACCUCAGCAAGAAUCAGAGAUCACAGAGGAUGGGGCGGGUGAGGCAGCAGAAUGCGCCCACAACCCGCUACAGACGGCGCCGCCGUCUUGGGCCUUUUCGCCUCGCGGCCAAGAGAGGGAGUCGUACAGGAAACUGGGUUUGACCAAGCAGGUUUUGGCGGCCCACACGCAGAAGGAGGAGCAAGCCUUCCUCUUUGGAUUCAAGGAACUGCGCAAGCUCACCGCCCUCAAAGCCAACUGUUCGCAGUACCUGGAGCGCCACAGGGAAAAGAACACCAACGACGUCGUUCCGGGUGCUCAGCGUGCAAAGCGAAGCGGCCCCGGGUCCAAGCUCAACGCGGGGCAGCGCGCUGCGCGCAACAGAAAGACCAAAUCCAAGCGAGCCAAGCAGACCGAGUCCUCAGACAGCACCGCGUCUUAUCCGAGGCAGCAGCAGCGAGGUCCUCCCCUGAACCAAGGCCUCAACCCCACAUCCUGGUCUGCUUCGGACACGUCUCAGUCCAUGUUCCCUGCAGCCUUCCCGGGCUUCCCCCUCCAGGUUUUCCCCAGAGAUCCUUCGGUGGCGGCCCUGGUGAAUACCCCCCUGCAAGGCUUCGCUGACAAUCAAGGGGCUCCUCCUUGCCCGCCAGGGCUCGCUCACUCCCCCUACGUAGCACCCAUGGUCGCCCCCAUCAUGGCUUUUGUGCUACCCAACUACCUUUACCCGGCCUUGGGCCCCGGACCUCAGCAACCGGCGGCGUACCACCCCGAGAUGGGCCAAGCCACCUUCCCCGGGCAAGCCGCCAUCAUGACUCCAGCCCCAUUCAACCCCCAGAUACCCUAUCCACCCCAAGUGGGCUACGUGACACCAUCCUUCUACUUCCCCCCGCCUGCUUCGGAAGCUCCCAAAGUCCCGGCGGAGGGCCAGUCUCGCGCCUCCACGCCGCAGUCCGCAUCGCCGCCACUCUUCCAGUCUCGCUGCAGUUCUCCUCUGAACCUCCUGGAGUUGGAGCUCUCCGGAGACCGGCAGGAUGGCACAACGUUGCCCCCCGGAGGUCAAGGCGCCACCGAACGGGAGAAAGCGGCGGUCGGGAGCCAAACCAAAGAGCUGAAUCAGCCAUCUCUCAGUCUCCUUGGUCCGCCUGGACCGUUGUAUUGCGAGGGCACGAUCCAUGUCUGUGAGCGUUUGUCUUGGGAUAAAGGCAUGUUCUCUUCUAGGCUGAGGGCUUGCAGCAGUCAGGCGAGCUCUCGCGGUGACUGCAACAACAGCGACAACACCUCGUUGUCCAGCGACAUGCUGGACAUCAUCCUGCAGGAGGACUCGUGUUCGGGCACCGGCUCGGCCACCUCGGGGUCCGUGCGAUCGCGCUCCAACGGCUACGGCACCUCGGCCAGCGGGACCUCCAACGGCCGGACGUCCAACAGCGGAACUUCGGCCAGCGGGGCAGAUAGCAACAGCAGCAAAUAUUUUGGAAGCGUGGACUCGUCACAGAAGAGCCAGAAGGUGAAAGGUCACCCGGACGACAGCGACAACGUUCUCCGAGACCCCCUUUGGCUCCUCAUGGCCAAGGCUGACGACAAAGUCAUGAUGACCUACCAGAUGCCCCCGCGCGACAUCCAGAAAGUUCUCAAGGAGGACCGCGAGAAGCUGAGCCUGAUGCAGAAGAGCCAGCCCAGUUUCACCGAGGAGCAGAAGAAGGAGCUGAUGCGGGUGCACCCCUGGAUGAAAAAGGGAGGGCUGCCCAAAGUCUUGGAUGUCAAGGUGUGCUCGUGUUGCGACGGCGCCAUCCACGUCCCGCCCACAGGUGACCUCUUGGACUUAGACCUGGUCGAGCAGGACCCCCUAGUGGAGGGGGGCUCCCAGAGUACCCCCCGAGAGGAUCCCUCCUCCGUGGUCGACUCCUCCGUGGCCUCUCAGACUCAAACAAGUACUUUUAGUUAAUCCUAAAAAGGAUGUCUUGGACUCAACUUGAAAACCUACAAAAUGAAUUCCUUGUACAUAUUGUGAAUAUUUCACUGGAAUAUCGUUUUUUUUUUUACUUUUUAAAUGGCUCAAUUUGAUGUGUGAACGCGAGAGGAGCGUUAAAACAACAAUCACUGAGUGAUGACUGCAAUUUUGUUGUCUUAUGUUUCGCCCUGCUUUAUUUAAAAACAAAAAGUGCCGUUGUUUUUACGUCUGUUUUUUGUCAAGCACUGAAGAAGAGACACAAAAAGGGAGCUUCAACCCAGAAAGUGAUAGAUGAGUCCAUUUUUGAGCCAGAUUGGGUUUUCUUGGACCCAACUGCAUUUGUGAUGUGUAACAAGACUGUCUCUGUGGAACGCACAAGCGCACUUUGGUGAGUGAUGUUGGAGGACCGUUGUUUCUGUGUAUCUUUGCUGCUUUUGCACUCUGAUAGUAAAUAAUGUGAGAUAAUGACUACUUA
Syngnathus typhle (broad-nosed pipefish) is the source of this 4756-nucleotide messenger RNA. RefSeq names its product period circadian clock 2 (gene per2). The record is from RefSeq and is a predicted model, not a curated record. Gene Ontology annotation, molecular function: transcription corepressor binding; transcription cis-regulatory region binding. Bases 1 to 4275 code for a protein of 1424 amino acids. NCBI's taxonomy places the organism in Eukaryota, Metazoa, Chordata, Actinopteri, Syngnathiformes, Syngnathidae. The transcript is spliced from 23 exons. Gene Ontology annotation, biological process: circadian regulation of gene expression; entrainment of circadian clock by photoperiod; negative regulation of transcription by RNA polymerase II. Gene Ontology annotation, cellular component: cytoplasm; nucleus.